AUCUCACAUCCAGUCAAAGUCCACUUCGCAUUGUUGUAUCAUCAGCAAAAUGUUUCUUGGAGCUCUGUUCGCAGCUGUACAGGCCUCAGCACCACGCAGCCUCCUGUUCUACGGCGUCCCUGGCCUUGUCCUCCUGCUGUGGCAGGGCGGCCGGCUGCUGAACAAGCUAUGGUGGGAGCCUCGGCGGCUGGAGCGGGCUCUGCGCUCGCAGGGCCUCCGCGGCACGUCCUACCGCUUCCUCACGGGCGACCUCACGGAGUUCGGCCGCCUCAACAAGGAAGCCUGGGCGGCAAGGCCGCUGCCGCUGGGGUGCCACGACGUCGUGCCCCGCGUCACGCCGUUCCUCCACAACAACGUCCGGGAGCACGGCAAGACGUGCUUCUCCUGGUUCGGGCCGAUUCCCAACGUGACCAUCACCGACCCCGCGCUGGUCAGGGACGUGCUCUCCAACAAGUUCGGCCACUUGGAGAAGCCCCAGUUCCCGGCCCUGACGAAGCUCAUCUCCGACGGACUCACCAGCCAUGAGGGCGAGAAAUGGGUCAAGCACAGGAGGAUCCUCAACCCUGCAUUCCAUCUCGAGAAGCUCAAGCUCAUGCUGCCUGCGUUCUCUGCAUGCUGCGAAGAGCUUGUGAGCAGAUGGGCGCAGCAGUCCUUUGGUUCCGACGGUUGGUGCGAGCUGGACGUGUGGCCGGAGCUCCAGGCCCUCACAGGAGAUGUCAUCUCCCGCACCGCAUUUGGCAGCAGCUACCUUGAAGGCAGAAGGAUUUUCGAGCUCCAGUCCGAGCAAGCUGAGCGCUUCGUAGGCGCCGUUCAGAAGAUUGCAAUUCCAGGUUACAUGUUUUUACCAACCAAAAACAACAGAAGGAUGCGCCAAAUCAACAAGGAGGUUAACUCGAUUUUACGAGGGCUGAUUGGGAAAAGAAUGCAAGCUAUGAAAGACGAAGAAGGUGAAAGCAGGACCAGCGAUGACGAUCUCCUGGGCUUACUGCUGGAGUCCAAUACGAGGCACGCAGAUGAGAACGGCCAAUCCACCCUUGGAAUGACGAUAGAAGAUGUCAUCGAGGAGUGCAAGCUGUUCUACUUUGCAGGGAUGGAGACAACGUCGGUGUUGUUGACAUGGACGAUGGUGCUGUUGAGCAUGCACCCUGAGUGGCAAGACCGUGCAAGGGAGGAAGUGAUUGGCCUGUUCGGGAGAAACAAACCAGACUACGAGGGACUGAGCCGCCUGAAAACAGUCAAUAUGAUCAUUUACGAGAUUCUCCGAUUAUACCCGCCGGCCGUUGUGUUCAGCCGGAAAACCUACAAGGAGAUGAAGGUCGGAGACGUGACGUUGCCAGCCGGUGCGUUCAUUGAGCUCCCUGUUCUAUUCAUGCACCAUGACCCUGACACCUGGGGAAACGACGUGCACGAUUUCAAGCCGGAGAGGUUCGCCGAGGGGAUCUCCAAGGCGUCCAAGGAGCCGGGUGCGUUCCUCCCGUUCGGCUGGGGGCCUCGCAUCUGCAUCGGCCAGAACUUCGCGCUGCUCGAGGCCAAGAUGGCGCUGUGCAUGAUCCUUCAGCGAUUUGAGUUUGAGCUCGCGCCGUCGUAUACCCAUGCGCCGCAUACCGUGAUAACGAUGCAUCCUAUGCAUGGUGCACAGAUUAAGCUCAGGGCGAUCUGAUGAUCAUCGUAUAUAUACGGUGAUCGUAAACUUGUUUACUAAAAUAAACUAUACCUAUUGGGUCGUCUUGGAAAUAAAUAACUUUGUAUUGGUCGGCCAUGCAUGUGUAUCAAGUUAACCUUGAUCACUGUGUAAGAUUUUGGGCCAUUCUUUAAAGUUUCACACACUACGACUGCAACA
Messenger RNA from Sorghum bicolor (sorghum), 1840 nucleotides. RefSeq names its product cytochrome P450 72A15. The record is from RefSeq and is a predicted model, not a curated record. The transcript is spliced from 4 exons. Gene Ontology annotation, molecular function: heme binding; oxidoreductase activity, acting on paired donors, with incorporation or reduction of molecular oxygen; monooxygenase activity. The coding region runs from base 50 to 1660 and encodes 536 amino acids. Lineage: Eukaryota; Viridiplantae; Streptophyta; Magnoliopsida; Poales; Poaceae.